CAAGUCGUUCGUCGUGAAAUAUAUCCAACAUUAUCGGGUACGUAUAGUGACGUUUGGCGAUCAACAUGGUACCAUGACAAGCGAAAGCGUGAUGUUGCGGUCAAGUCACUGAAAAUCCCAUUCUCGAAUGAGGAUGAGAAGUGUAAGAAUUGUCAAGUCUGUUGUUUCGUUUGUGUCCAAGAAAACUCACUCACGGAUAACUUAGAACCUAAUGGGUAAAAUAUCACGUUGGGCGCAAUUACAUCACAAAAACGUUCUGCCACUAUAUGGAUUUGCACACGAUUUUGGGCACUUUCCGUCACUGGUGACGCCUUGGGUGGACGAGGGGUCGUUGAAUGAUCACAUCGCUAAUCAUCAUUUGUCACUGCCGAGCAAGUUGGAUAUCGCCAAACAGGUAGUAGCUGGCCUUGGCUAUCUACAUGCUCAUUCCAUUGUGCACGGAGAUAUCUCUGGACAUAACAUCCUGGUAGACCAUCAGGGCAGAGCGCAAUUAUCCGACUUUGGAGCUAUGUUAUUACUCGCGGAAAUCCCAACUCCGGCGCAGCCAUCUGGAGGUGUUCGCUCAGCGGUUCGAUGGACUGAUCCCCAGUUAUUCGAGGCGCAGAGAGGCGAAAUCGACCCAUGCAUCCCAACGGAGCAGACUGAUAUCUAUUCAAUAGGCAGUGUUCUCCUGCAGUUGCUCACAGGAUCAAUACCUUACUACGAUAUCAAGGAUAACAUUCGUGUCCUUAUAUUAUCUUCUACAGGCGUAAAGCCAAAAUGUCCUCCAGAAACGUUUGUCACUGGUGCACAGUGGAGUUUUAUUCAAAGAUGUUGGUCACCUCGUGGACUUUCUAGUCGUCCGACUAUCGAGGAAAUAGAAGAAUUUCUAGAGUCCGAGCUUCGGAUGGCAGGUUUACCUUAGCGCAGGACUUGAUCCCCACUUUAUUCGGUGUUGAUUGGACCUAGGGAAAGA
Messenger RNA from Suillus subalutaceus, 955 nucleotides. RefSeq names its product kinase-like domain-containing protein. NCBI's taxonomy places the organism in Eukaryota, Fungi, Basidiomycota, Agaricomycetes, Boletales, Suillaceae. Bases 212 to 904 code for a protein of 230 amino acids. The transcript is spliced from 7 exons. Gene Ontology annotation, molecular function: protein kinase activity; ATP binding. The record is from RefSeq and is a predicted model, not a curated record. Gene Ontology annotation, biological process: protein phosphorylation.